AUGGACCCCUUCGCGGACACGCUGCAGCGGCUGCGGGAGGCCUUCGGCUCGGGGUGCACGCGGCCGGCCGAGUUCCGGGCUGCCCAGCUGAAGGGCCUGAGCCGCUUCCUGCAAGAGAACAAGCAGCUUCUGCAGGAGGCGCUGGCGCAGGACCUGCACAAGUCAGCCUUCGAGUCAGAGGUGUCUGAAAUCAGCAUCAGUCAGAACGAGGUUAACUUGGCGCUUAGGAACCUGCGGGCCUGGAUGAAGGACGAGAAAGUGCCCACGAACCUGGCCACACAGCUGGACUCGGCCUUCAUCCGGAAGGAGCCCUUCGGCCUGGUGCUCGUCAUCGCCCCCCGGAACUACCCUCUGAACCUGAGCCUAGAGCCCCUGGUUGGCGCCCUCGCAGCAGGGAACUGCGUGGUGCUGAAGCCCUCUGAGGUCAGCAAGAGCACUGAGAAGGUCCUGGCCAAGGUGCUGCCCCGAUACCUGGACCAGGGAGCCCGCUGCUUUGCUGUGGUGCUGGGCGGGCCCCAGGAGACCGGGCAGCUACUGGAGCACAAGUUCGACUACAUCUUUUUCACAGACCCUGCCACGAGCCCAGGACAAGGCCUGCCAGCUGCCACCUUAACAGACAGGGAGGGCGACUGUGGGAGCAGAGGGGCCAGGGUCCUCAGCUGUUCCUACAGAUUCCCAGGGGGCGGAGGCACCAGGAGAAGGAAGCCGGGCGGAGUUGAGGGGGGCCUGACCACCCUCCACCAUCACAGCCCGAAGCUCAGUGGACUCUGGGCCCUGGCCCCGCGGGACCGAGGGUGCAGAGGCAAGGCAAGCAGACCCCCGGAGGCCAGCUUCUACGCCAGGUCCCCAAGGCAGUCUGUGCAGAGGCCGAUGGACCGCCAGAAGCUACUCCGCCAUAAUCUCCUGACUCCAGACCUCAGUUUCCUUAUUGGUGGCCCCCGAGUCGGCAAGAUCGUCAUGGCUGCUGCCGCCAAGCACCUGACACCCGUCACGCUGGAGCUGGGGGGCAAGAACCCCUGCUACGUGGACGACAACUGCGACCCCCAGACUGUGGCCAACCGCGUGGCCUUCCGCUAUUUCAACUCCGGCCAGACCUGCGUGGCCCCCGACUAUGUCCUGUGCAGCCCCGAAAUGCAGGCUCGACUGCUGCCCGCCCUGCAGAGUGCCAUCACCCGUUUCUAUGGCGAAGACCCCCAGAGCUCCCCAGACCUGGGCCGCAUCAUCAGUGAGAAGAAUUUCCAGCGGCUCCGGGGCCUGCUGAGCUGUGGCCGCGUGGCCAUCGGGGGCCAGAGUGAUGAAAGCGAUCGCUACAUCGCGCCCACGGUGCUGGUGGGCGUGCAGGAGACGGAGCCGGUGAUGCAGGAGGAGAUCUUCGGGCCCAUCCUGCCCAUCAUGAACCUGAGGAGCCUGGACGAGGCCAUCGAGUUCAUCCACCGUCGGGAGAAGCCCCUGGCCCUGUACGCCUUCUCCAGCAGCAGCCAGGUGGUCAAGCGGGUACUGGCCCAGACCAGCAGUGGGGGCUUCUGUGGGAACGACGGCUUCAUGCACAUGACUGUCGCCAGCCUGCCCUUCGGAGGAGUGGGCGCCAGUGGGAUGGGCAGCUACCACGGCAAGUUCUCCUUCGACACCUUCUCCCACCACCGCGCCUGCCUGCUGCGCCGCUCUGGGCUGGAGGUCUACGCUCUCCGCUACCCGCCCCACACUCCACGCAACCUGAGGGUGCUGCUCGCGGCCAUGGAGACCCGCAGCUGCAGCUGCACCCUGCUCUGA
Lipotes vexillifer (Yangtze River dolphin) is the source of this 1770-nucleotide messenger RNA. Its product is annotated as aldehyde dehydrogenase family 3 member B1. Gene Ontology annotation, cellular component: cytoplasm. Lineage: Eukaryota; Metazoa; Chordata; Mammalia; Artiodactyla; Lipotidae. Gene Ontology annotation, biological process: aldehyde metabolic process. Gene Ontology annotation, molecular function: aldehyde dehydrogenase (NAD+) activity; 3-chloroallyl aldehyde dehydrogenase activity. The record is from RefSeq and is a predicted model, not a curated record.